AUGUCAUGGAAUACACCUCAGGGUGCUCCUCCAUAUGGUCAACCAAGGCCUUCCUUUCUUCCUUCGCAAUCUAGACCUGGUUUUCAAGCUACCUCAACCUAUGCAACUAGACCGGUCGCGAGUCAACCCUUUGCACCAGGUCAAGCGCCUCCUUAUGCGUCUACAGCCGUACGGGUUUGGACAGAGCAUACUGCCCCAGAUGGACGCACAUAUUAUUAUAACACUGUCACCAAACAAAGUAGUUGGGACAAACCCGAUGAACUGAAAACUCCCGAAGAGCGAGCUUUAGGCUCUUGUCCUUGGAAAGAGUUCACUGCAGAUGGUGGCCGCAAGUAUUUUUAUAACUCUAUUACUAAAGAAUCUAAAUGGGAAAUGCCUGAUGAAUACAAAGAAUUUCUCGAUAAACUGGAGAUGGAAAAGAAACUACAACAGAACAGCGAAUCAUCGCCUCAAACUAAUGGAAAUGUAGUUUCACCUAAUCAACAAGAUUUUGAGCGGGCUCGUCAAUUGAGCACACCGGCAGUCAGUCCAAUUAAUACAACUCCAAUAAAUGUUUCUACUAGACCGCUAGGACUAGCCGGAUCCCAUAUACCAAUUGUCUCUAUUCAGCAAUCCGAGCCAGUAAAGGUCGAAUUCGAUACCAAAGAAGAAGCUGAAGCUGCAUUUCGCGAAAUGCUUAAAAAAUCUGGAGUCAAGUCUGACUGGUCUUGGGAACAAACUAUGAGAGCAACCAUUUCAAGCCCAAUGUACCGUGCACUCAAGACCUUGAACGAACGUAAACAAGCGUUUGAAAGAUAUGUAGAUGACCUUAUUAAGAAAGAAGAGGAGGAAAAGAAAGCAAAAGUUGUUAAAAUUCGACAAGAUUUUAUCUCAUUGCUAAAUUCUCAUCCUGAUAUCAAUUCAUCGACACGUUACAGAAAAGUAUGUGAUCUUCUUGGUGAAGAGCCUGCAUUUUUAGCGAUAGAAGAUGACAGAACACGUGAAGAAAUUUUCAGUGAAUAUGUAUAUGACUUGCGAAAACAAGAAAAGGAAAUUCAGCGAGCUGUUCGUAAAGAAAAUAAGGAGAAAUUUAGUCAACUUUUGCGGUCUCUUCCAAGCAUCACCGAAGCCACUCGAUGGGCUGAAGCACAAACCAUAUACAUGAAUACUCCCGAAUAUCAACAAGACAAAUCUCUUCAAGAUAUGGAUAUGUUGGAUUUCCUGGCCGUCUACGAGGAGCACGUCAGAAACUUAGAGCGGGAGACAACAGAAAAGAAAAAGCGGGAAGUUGAAUUACAAGCGAGACAACAACGCAAAAAUCGGGAUGCCUACAGAGUUUUUAUGGAAGAAUUGCGCCAAAAGAAUGUGAUAACCGCUAAAUCUAAAUGGAAAGAAAUAUAUCCACUUAUUCAUACGGAUGAAAGAUAUCAAAAUAUACUCGGACAACCAGGUUCCAAUCCUCUCGAAUUAUUCUGGGAUGUUGUCGAAGAGCUUGAUGAGAUUUUGUAUUCACAUCGUAAAAUUGUGAAUGAAAUUAUGAAAUCAAAAGAUAUCUCAAUGUCUUCCGGAUUCACAUUUGAGGAAUUUCAAGAAAUUCUCAGUUCAGAUGAACGUAUUUCUUCAAUUAAUGAGACUAAUCUCAAAAUAAUUUUUGAGCAGCUACAACGAAGACAAGAAAAGAAACAGCGUCGAAAAUUAGAUGCGUUUAAAUCAAUUCUCAAACAUUUGGAAUCAACGUUUACACCUGAAACUACUUGGGAACAGGUACGACCAAUUAUAGAGAAAACCGAAGAAUUUCAAGCAGUUGGCUCAGAAGAACAACGAAUAGAAAUUUUCACUAAAUUUAUGGAAAGAGUUAAGGAAAAGCGUAUGGAAAAAAGUGAUCGUAAGAAAAAGCAUAAAAGUCACCGAUCAUAUCAUCAUCGUCGGACUCAUCAUUCUGACUAUUCGGCUGAUAGUGCUGAUCUUUCCGACAAAGAGAAAGAUGGUAGUGAUAAAAGGAAGCGACGAAAGACAAAACUCAAAUAUGAGUCAAGACAUAUAGAACCAAGAUAUCAAGAGUACAGCAAAUUAACUGAUCCAAAACAUGGUGAAUAUAAACCUCUGUCCCCAAAGUCAGAGCUUAUCAAACAAACAUCCCCGAAGCCAGAAGAAUCAGUUAAAUUUCAAUCGCCUAUUCGAGAUUUUCCUCAACGAGAGGUUAGCAAACAUGCAGAUUCAAGCGCGGAAGAAGGCGACUAUGUGCAAAUUCAUGAAUACAAUGAAGAAUAUGGCUUUGGGAAUGUGGAUCCACGAAA
Dentiscutata heterogama is the source of this 2276-nucleotide messenger RNA. The record is from the annotation of a GenBank genome assembly. Lineage: Eukaryota; Fungi; Glomeromycota; Glomeromycetes; Diversisporales; Gigasporaceae.